AACUUCUCUAAGUCAAAUUCUUCUCGCGAUCGACGAAGAAGCUCCGACAACCGAAACGAAAAUGGUGUUCCAGACGACUAGCGAGACAAAGAGCGUCGUUCUCCAAGUAGCGCUAGCCUUGUUGGUGGUCCUGGGCCCGUCGGUGAUGGUGGACGGAGGUCUGAUCGUCGGGAGAAUUCGGCGGCACAUCGCGAGCGGACACGAACACCGAGCAGACAGAAUUCUCUACUGUUCCUACGACUCUGCCCUGGAAACUCAGACUCAGCUGGCCACACAAAGACUGGAGGGAUACGCGCAACUGAGAUUUCCCGCAGACGUGGUGGACUGGGAUUUGUUGAAUGUCGAAGUCGUCGCAAUCAGAGAAGAGUUGGGGGAUCCUACGUUAACGCCCCUGGAACGCAUCAACCUGCUGUACACCAUCUCAGUCGGCCUGAUGACGGAGGAGCUGAACGAGAACCCCGCCCUUCUACCGGUCGACGUCGCGCGAAACAGAACCCGGAUGUUGGCCGCCAUGGACGAGCUUCUCACGACCAUGAACAACACGAUUCGGCUGUACAGAAACCGCGCGGAAGAGAACUGCCACUGUUUAGACGUCACCACUGGGAUCCUAGGCCGCCUCAGAGAAGUCAGGUUAGAGACAUCUCCGGCACGUCUGACGUCAGACGAGAAGAUCCUAAAGUACAUCCGGGUCCUGCACCAGGUCAUCCGGCUGGUCAACAUGGAGCGACGACGUCACAUGAACCCGCACUGCAGACAGCAAUGAUAGAGAACAUCCAUGCUACUCCAAAACCCCAUACACCAGGCUUUAGGUAGAUACUGAAAACUCCUUCAAAUAGCCUCUAACGCUUAGUUCCGUCAACUUUGGUCAAAACGUAGAAAUGCUUAAGUGCAACAUAAAAAUGCAAAUAUUCGGAAGAACAAGCAGCCACUUUCACAUUGGUCGAGCCAUAAAUUGCCAUGCUGACAUUGGUUGAAUUGAUUGAAUAGUUGGUUGAAUAGUGGUGGAUAGUCAGGGUCGGUCCUUUGGAAUGAUGUUCUUCCUCCUUUCUACCCAUCAGAGGAUAGGUAACGUUACGUCGUAUGGAGUAAAGACAAAAAAAAAACACCUGGACAGUAGACUGGUCUAUGCUGUAAGGUAGCACUUAGGUAAGGUAAAAUUUCUCUCCAACACUCACCGACUUUCCAAUGGUUCAGCCUUCCUCAGGAAAACGGACCCAUUCGCUCUAACAGGUGGCCAUGUUGAAACGU
This is a messenger RNA of Branchiostoma floridae (Florida lancelet), 1248 nucleotides long. RefSeq lists its product as uncharacterized. Lineage: Eukaryota; Metazoa; Chordata; Leptocardii; Amphioxiformes; Branchiostomatidae. Bases 62 to 763 code for a protein of 233 amino acids. The record is from RefSeq and is a predicted model, not a curated record. The transcript is spliced from 5 exons.